CUCCGCUCUAUUUUAGACCCAACAAUUUGAUCUGUAACCUUAUCAGCAAAUUAGAAAUGGUUGUCCUUCUUCUUCUUCUCUUGUUUCACUUAGCCCCUUGUGCAACCUCACUAAACUUCCGUUUCCCCACCUUCCCAAAUGGCAUCAACACCCUAUCUCUCGAGGGAGAUGCUUACGUCGACGGGGAAUUCCUCCGACUCACCAAAAGCGCUGUUGACGACCUAAAAAACCAAAGCGUCGGCCGAGCCACCUACAGCCAACCCUUCCUCCUCCGCGACAACGCCACGGGAAAACUCGCUGAUUUCACCACAACUUUCACAUUCGCCAUCGACUCGCAAAAUAAAACAUUCUAUGCAGACGGGCUCGCCUUCUUUUUGGCGCCAAACGGGUCUGCACUCAACACAACAAUAAGCACAGGCGGCUCUCUUGGCCUCCCCGUCAUAACCCCAGAAAAAAACGAGUCCACGAAUCUGUACCCGUUUGUGGCAGUGGAGUUUGACAUAUUUCAUAAUGCAAGGACGUCUAUCGACGAUCCCGCUGGCGAUCAUGUUGGUAUUGAUGUCAACUCUGUCAAGUCUAAAGUUACCGGGGCGUGGAAUGGUAGCAUUACAGAGGGACGAUUCAAUAGUGCUUCGAUUCGUUAUGAUUCUGGAUCGAAAAAUCUUAGCGUUACCUUCACUACUUACGAAAAUGGUGUCUGGGUUGAGAGGUAUCUUGAUUACAUGGUUGAUGUGAAUGAGAUUUUGCAGGGUUGGGUGAUUGUUGGGUUCUCUGCUGCAACAGGUUCUUUGACUGCUCUGCACAAGAUCAAAUCAUGGAGUUUCAAUUCGACAUCGCUGAUUGAUGAGAAUGCAAAGAACAACACACCAGUAGCUCCUGAGCCGACCCCCAUUGUUGAACCCGAGUCAGGAAAUGGCAUCAACAUUGGACUUGUGGUUGGGCUGGUUGUUGGUGGGUGUGUUCUUUUGGUUGGUGGGUUUUGUUUGGUUUGGUUCAUUUUUUGGAAGAAGGGGGGAACAGGGGAAAGUAGCGACAAUGAUGAAGAUCCUUUUAUCAACGAUCCAAUCGAUGACGAAUUCGAAAAGGGGACAGGCCCAAAGAAGUUUUCGUACAAGACAUUGGCUCAAUCGACAAAUGAUUUUGACGAGGGAGAGAAGCUUGGAGAGGGAGGGUUUGGUGGGGUUUACAGAGGCUUCGUAAAAGAUUUGAACUCAUAUGUUGCUGUUAAGAGGGUAUCAAGUGGGUCUAGACAGGGGCUGAAGGAGUACGCAGCAGAAGUAAGGAUCAUCAGUCGACUUAGGCAUCGAAAUCUGGUGCAACUCAUUGGUUGGUGCCACGAAAAGAGAGAACUCCUACUUGUUUACGAGUUCAUGUCCAAUGGAAGCUUAGAUUCCCAUUUGUUUAAAGAACAAAGCUUGUUAACUUGGGAGGCAAGAUACAAAAUUGCUCAAGGUUUGGCCUCUGGGUUGUUCUAUCUACAUGAAGAGUGGGAGCAAUGUGUGCUGCAUAGGGAUAUUAAAUCGAGCAAUGUUAUGUUAGAUUCAAAUUUCAACGCAAAACUUGGGGAUUUUGGGUUAGCUAGACUUGUGGACCACGGAAAACAGUCGCAAACCACAAUCUUGGCUGGAACCAUGGGUUACAUGGCUCCGGAUUAUCUCAACACCGGAAAGGCUAGCAAAGAAUCAGAUGUCUACAGCUUCGGAGUUGUUGCUUUGGAAAUAGCAUGUGGGAGAAAACCCAUCGAUCCAAAGUUUGGAAGCUCUAAAGUCAAUAUGGUUGAGUGGGUUUGGGAGCUUUACGGAGAAGAUAGAGUCAAUGAAGCAGCUGACCCAAAACUAUGUGGGGAUUUUGAUAAGAAACAAAUGGAGUGCUUGAUGAUUGUUGGGUUGUGGUGUGCUCAUCCAGACUACAACAUGAGGCCUUCAAUACAACAAGCAAUUCAAGUGCUUAACUUUGAGGUACCGUUGCCGAAUCUCCCAUCAAAGAUGCCGGUGGCCACCUAUUUUGCUCCUCCGAAAUCGCUCUCAAUGUUGUCUAGAGAUAUUAGUGGUUCUCAAGGAGGCCAAACUGAGUCGUCUUCAGGCCAAACUAACUCCUCACAGUUCAGCGCACCUUCUUCUGCCACAAAUUCUCAUCCAAAAAUUUCACUUGGGUAAGAAAGAAGCCUAACUAAAUAAUUUUGAUUCUAAACUUUUAGAAUUUUUGUAAUUCCACUGUUGUCCUGUACGAGAUUAUGCAUUGCACUCUUUGUUUUGAUAAUACACAAAUUCAAUAUCAAUUUAGUUACACAA
This is a messenger RNA of Prunus avium (sweet cherry), 2291 nucleotides long. NCBI's taxonomy places the organism in Eukaryota, Viridiplantae, Streptophyta, Magnoliopsida, Rosales, Rosaceae. The record is from RefSeq and is a predicted model, not a curated record.